GGGGUGGGUGGGGGCUCGCCCGCUGAGCCCAGCAUCAAGGUGGGGCACGGCCCAGGUUUGGGGUACUGGGCAAGGGCUCAGGCUGGGACCCCAAGGGGCCAGAGUGGCUACAAGCAUGGGGGGCUCUGUCCUGCCAAGAGCCCAGGGGGCCGGGGGCUGGGACAGAGGAAGCCCUGGUCCCUGCUUCCGACCCGCCCUGUCCCAGCCAGAACCCCUGCAGGGGGCCUUUGCCCUGGGCGGGCGGGCAGCCAGUGGCAUGAUGAGGAAGCAGAUAUGCGGCACCAGGGACCAUAAACCUGGUUUCAGUCAGGUAUCGAGAAGGUGCAGGGCAGGGCGGGGCAGCCCAGGGGACUUCCUGUAGGAGGCAGGAGGGCUCCUGUGGGAACCUGCUGCUGUCAUUGCUGUGUCACCUGGGCCAGCAGCUUCCCCUCUCUGGGCCUCAGUUUCUUCUGCUGUAAACGAGCCCUGAGGCCUUGAACCCGAGGCACAGGUGUGAGCCCCACCCACCCGGCUGGUGACUCACACCAGAGGAAUGAGCAGGGCGGAAGUGAUGCCCCCACCCGUGCCCUGCCCCACCAGGAACCACCUCCGCUCGCUCACCAGACGCUCCUGCUGUCACCUGCCCUCCUCAGGGAGCCCCCAGGUGCGGGGUCAGGACUGACACCUGCCCAGCCCUUCGGGGUCUGCGCAGGGCCACCAAGGAGAGGGCUGGUGGAGCUGUGUGUUCACUGCCCCGUGGGAUGGAGGCUCAGCUGGGCCUUAAACACGGUCCGUGUGGAGGCAGCGGAUCCAAGUAACAGCUCCGGCAGAGGCAGGAGCAACCGGGCUGUUUUGGAAGCUCCAAAGUCCCUGUGCCCUUGGGGAAGGUUCCUGUCCUCAAGGGUGCUUAGAGCGCCCAGAGGCCUCCACAACCUGAGGAGAUGGACCGAGUGACCAGACACCCCAUCCUGGCCACGCCCGGCUCCCCUCGAGUCACCGGCCUGGUGCUGGACGGGGACACCCGCUACACGUUCCGGCUGGUGGGCGUGGGGCCCGAGGCCGGGGGCUGGGGCCAGGAAGAGCCGCAGGCGUGGCCCGCAGCCGGGGAGGCCUGGCCGGACGUGGCGCGGACAGGGGCGUCCUGGGGCGUGCACAGCUACGCCGCGGAGCCGGAGGACGAGGAGGACUUGGAGGUGCAGGGGUACCACCGGGGCGCCAGGGACACCCUCUCCGGGAGGCCGUGGGACCUGGAGCGGGAGCGCUGGGCCGUCAUCCAGGGCCAGGCAGUCAGGAGGAGUGGCACGGUGGCCACGCUCCGGGGCACCCCUGACCGGGGAGACCCCGGGGCCCCGGGCCCGCUGCGGCCGCCACACCCGGAGGAGGACGCCGUGGACAGGGAGCAGAUCGACUUCCUGGCCGCGAGGCAGCAGUUCCUGAGCCUGGAGCAGGCCAGCACCGAGGGCGCCCGAAAGCCGCCGGCCAGGAUGCCCGCCACACCUGCCCCGCCGGGCACCGGCCAGGCCCCCAAGGCCGCCAACGGGCCCCACCUGGCCAACGGGUCUGCAGUCCCGCUCACGCCGCAGGUGAAGGCGGCGGUCGGGGCAGAGAAGCGUCCGCGAGGUUCGCCCGCCGGCGCCCAGGCCGGGGGCGACCGGGCGGACUCCCCGGAGGCGCCCAAGGAGACGCCCAUCGAGCGGGAGAUCCGCCUGGCCCAGGAGCGCGAGGCGGACCUGCGCGCGCAGAGGGGGCUGCGGCGGCCGGCCGGGCCCCCGGAGCUGGUGGAGAUCCGCGCGCGCCCGCUGCUGACCGGGGUGAGCCUGGCCGCCGCCCCGCGCCGCGACCGGGGGCGCCCGUCUCUCUACGUGCAGCGGGACAUGGCGCAAGGCACCCAGCGCGAGGAGGACCACCGGCGGGAGGGCCUGCAGGUGGGCCGGCCGGCCGCGUCCGACUGGGCGCCCGAGGACCCGCCGCCUGGGCUCCGGAGGGCCCUCAGCUCGGACGCCAUCCUCGGCCCGGGCCCGGACGCCCGGGCGGCCGACGCUGUCCCGGCGGUGCGGAAGGUGAACCGCAUCCCGCCCGACGCCUACCAGCCGUACCUCCACCCCGGGAGCCCCGGGCCCGAGCGCUCUGCCCUGGGAGGCGCGCCCGGCAAGCCCGGCGACCUCUCCGCGGAGGCGGCCACGGCUGUGUCCUCUCCCAAGGCCGUGGGGUCCCGGAGGCAUUUCUCGGAAUCCUCUGGAAAGCCGCUGAGCGCACAGCAGGAGCGCCCGAAGCGCCCCCGGGGGCCCGCGGCCGCCGACGGCGGGGUGGUGCGGUGGCAGUACUUCCGCCUGCGGCCCCUGCGGUUCCGCGCCCCCGACGCGCCCCCGCAGGCCGAGCACGCCCGCGGCCGGGGCCGGGAGGGGCCCGCGGGCCCAGCGUGGAGGCUGCAGAGGUCCCCGUCGUCCGACCUGCUGGAGAGGGAGGUGGAGAGCGUGCUGCGCCGGGAGCGCGAGGUGGCGGAGGAGAGGAGGAGCGCGCUCUUCCCCGAGGUCUUCUCGCCCACGCCCAGGGAGGGCUGCGACCUCGGCCUCGGCUCCAGGAGCUCCUCCCAGGCGUCCGGCAUCAUGGGCAGCUACUCAGUGUCCGAGUCACCCUUCUCCAGCCCCGUCCACCCGCACUCGGGUGUGGCUUGGGCCAACGAAGAUGCGGCGGACAGCGCUGCCGGGCGGAGAACUAAGAAGGAGCAGUGGUACGCCGGCAUCAACCCCUUGGAUGGCAUCAACUCGGAGAUCCUGGAAGCCACACGGGUGACCCGCCACAAGAACGCCAUGGCUGAACGCUGGGAAUCCCGCAUCUACGCUAGUGAGGACGAGGACUGAGCUCGGGGACAGGGAGCCCACCCUCCUGCCCUGACCCCUGUGGGAACUGCCAAGCCUGUCCCCCGAGCCCCCACUGUAACAGUCCCUGUUUCAAUCCACAAUCCGAGAACCACAAAUCUUGUGCCAACAAUCCCGUGGGAGAUUCGUUUGGGGCUGGAGGGUUUUCUUUUCCAUUUUUUAUUUUCCUGGAGAAACGUUUCUACUUUCGGGGUCUACAGCUAGGGAUGAAAUGGGCCUCCCGCCAAUCCUUUUUGCUUGUGAGACUUUGCCAAACGCUCUGGCGGGAAAUAAGGAGCUGCCAACUUCAGAAGUGGUUGGUUUCUGCCGGGAAGGCGGGAGGGCGGAGCGACCCUGGGGAGGGAGGUGGCGUACUGGGCCCCCAGGAGCUUUGGGUUGGAGGAAUCCGGAUCCGAGAGGAGACCCCGGGGCGUAAGCUCUGACAUCAGCAGGGUCCCCGGAGGAGGGUCCCCCUUUGCCUGCCAGAUAAAAGGCUCCAUUUGGGGGCCGAAGGGGGCUUUCUGCCACACCCCAAACUGUCCGUGUCCGCUGAGAAAUAAACCUGCCCGCCCGCCUGCUGCGAUGAAGCAGCGGAGCCUCCCUGUCUGCAUUUUCUGGGCGACCCCACCCCACUGCGCCACGAGCCCCGCGAUGGGGUGUUGGGGCCACGUGGGGCGUCCCCGGCGUCCGGCAUGCAGGAGGGGCUCAGUGCGUGCUUGUUGGGCGACUGAAUCGUGAGUGGCCGCCUCUGUUACGCCGGCCAUGGACCCAACCUCCCCUAACGGCUCGCUCACUUAGCCCUGGCUACCAUGUCGGUGGUGGUACUUGGAGCAUUUAUUAAGCACUUGCUGAGUCCCCAGCCCACAUGGCGGCAGGGGAGGCUGGAGGGGUGAUUAGUUGGGCUCCACAUGUAUACCAGGCUCACUCCCAGGGAGGCUGGGUCCUGCUGCUCAGGCUGUGGCCUUGGGGGAUGCCCUGACCGCCCUUGCCUCAGUUUCCCCUCCGCACACGGGGAUAAUGGUAGGCCCAGGCAGACGAGCUGGUUUAGGUGGGGCUGUCAGCACAAGGAC
Messenger RNA from Microcebus murinus (gray mouse lemur), 3907 nucleotides. NCBI's taxonomy places the organism in Eukaryota, Metazoa, Chordata, Mammalia, Primates, Cheirogaleidae. The record is from RefSeq and is a predicted model, not a curated record.